AUGACAAUUGUUUCGACGCAUAUUAGUGAAAGCUUCAAAAUGACGGAUCCAGCAACAAACACAGAUGAUUUAGAAGACGGAGAAAUAGAAAGUGAUGGUGAAGAAAUCAAUGAAGUACAAAAAGAAGAAAAGAAACAAGAACCCGCGGCAGAAGAUGAAGGUAACAGGGGUCAAGAUAAAACAGAUACACAAAAUUAUUACCAUUCAAAAUCAGGUAAGAAAAAGAAAUCAAAAUCUAAUAAAAGUGAACAAAAAAUUAAAGAUAAAAGUAAAAAAAGUCGAAAGUAUGCGGAUUCAGUCGAGGAUGAUUUCGCUGGUAAUAUUGAAAAAGCAAUAAGAAAAGCAAUGAACAAAGCUGACGGUAAUGAAACACAACCUGACGAAGAUGUAGAGGAACGACGAAAACAUAAGAAACGUAAGAAAUAUGACAGUAAGGAUGGGCCAAGUAAAAAACGCAAAAAGCAAGAUUACUCUGAUGAAAUGGACGAAAGCGAAAUGAUGUGUGUAAGGGGAGCUUCGCCUGUCCAAAAGCAAUCUCCUAACGAAAUGUAUCAAGAUGAUGAUAGGGAUUCAUAUGACUCCGAAAGCAGUCACGAUUCCCGAGGUCAUCAAUCACAUCGACAACAAAGACAUAGGCCGCCUCAGCGCGAGCGAAAUAAAAAUAAAAAUGAUAGGAGAAGAGGGGGAGGGGCGCACCCAAUGCAAGAUCCCGAUGGUGUCUGUUUAUAUUAUAUGCAAGGAAAAUGUCAUAAAGGUGAUGAUUGCAUUUACUCUCACGAUGCUCAACCCCCAAGAAAAAUGGAAUUGUGUAAGUUUUAUCUAAUGGAAUGUUGUGCAAAAAGAGAUAAAUGUUUAUAUAUGCAUGCAGAUUUUCCAUGUAAAUAUUACCAUACUGGGCUUCCUUGUAUAUAUAAAGAUGAUUGUAAAUUUGCACAUGGUAAACCAUUAAAUGAUGGUUUAAAAAACAUAUUGCUAAAGCAUAUUGAAUCAGCGCCUAAAGAGAUUUUAGGGGAUUUUCCCAGGUUAAAUAGAGAAGGAGCACUCAAAAUGAUUCAAACUACACAACUGAAGUUAAUGCAACAAUUCUCAGAAAGUACUGAUAAUAAUCAAUCAAGGAAUAAUAUUCCAUCGCUUUUUGAUUUAAAUAUACCGAAUCCACAAAUUAAUUCUGAUGCACAUCACGGUAAUCAAUUUAAUAAUGAAAGACAGACAAAAGUCUCGCCUAAAGUGCGACAAUCGCGGUGGCAAAAUGAUUCGAGUCAAAAUUCAAGUUUAUCUCCAAAUAAUAGCAAUAUGGGUAACACAAACGUUUUAAGUAUUAAAAAUUUAACCGGUGUAUUAGCACCUCGACAAAUUUCGAGUCUAACUAAAAUGGGCAUAGAGAAUUUAGAUCAAUUGGGCCAAUUGACAGUAUUACAGCUAAAUAGUAUCGGUAUUUCUUUAAAACAAAUAACCGAAAUUCAACUCAAUACAAUGAGCAUACAAAAAUUAGGCUUAAUUAAUAAUGUAGAGCAACAAAAUCCUUUAUUAGGAUCUAACGCAGCUCCAAAAGAUCUAGAUUUGAGAGUACCACCUGCUGCGCCUGUACCGAAUAGUGUAGCGAUAUCCUCUGAAUUACCCGGGCAAGAUGUUGAUAUGCGUUUUCAACAUAACGUCACUGCUGUAAAUAAUGAUGAAUCAUCUAAUAAAAAUGCAAAAAUAGAUACAAACAUUAAGGAUAUGAUAGAUAUAGAUCAAUAUACAAAAGAUGCGUUGAAAUUUGCUUCAAAAGAUAAGGAAAAUAUCGAUAUCUCAAAUGAAUCCCUAGACGCCGAAAAGAGUAAUCCAUUAAACGAAGUAAAAGACGUUGAUCAUAGGGUUUUACCAUUUCCAGAUGAUGAUUCUAGUAUCCGUAGGUCUAAUGUUGAAGGAAAUUCAUUACAUAUUGAAGGUGAUACAGAUAUUCGAUUUUUACAGCCGGAACCGAUUUUCAAAAACCCCGAAAAGCGGAAUCGUCGCUCUACCACAGACGACGAUGAAGAUAAUAAUUUAUUAAUUGAUGAAAAAUGGUACUCUAGUGAUGAAGAAAAAGGUAAUAAGAAAAAGUCAUCAUCAUCACCUAGUUCGUCACCUCAAAAAGCUUUUAUGUCACCGCCAUCUUCUACACCUACAAUCGAGCCUUCAUCUUUCUUAAGUAAACUCGGUGACAUUUCAAAAAUUGAUAUUAGUGAAGAAGUCACUAAGUUGUUAAAUACGAUGAAGAAUAACUUGCAUGAAAACAAAGCAAGCAAUGAAGUACAAGAGCAAACUAUAUCAAGAGAUCCGCGAUCAAGACGUUCUCCUGUUAGAGUAAGUGAAAUUAAUAAGCCUCCUCCCAAAAAAUCAUCGCGUGUUUCUAUUUAUGAAUGUAUAGAUGGCGAACCAACGGACGGCCGCAGAAGAACCGAUGUUGAUUUACGACAAUCAGAUUAUAAAGUACCGAGUUUUGGAGAUACAGAUUUAAGACAGAAUACGAGUGGUGACAUUGAUCUAAGGUUAGGUUUACCUUUCAAACCGAUUCCUAAUUACACUCCUGCAUCCGAAAUUAAUGGAUCAAUAAAUAGUCAUCCGCCUAUCUCGUAUAAAUUAGUUCCAAUUCACAUACCUAGACCCGAUUACACAGAUAUAAGAAAUAGUACAGCAAAAUCUCAAGCUUUAACCGACCCUAGAUUAAGAAAAGUUUUUAGACUGUCAGUAGAUGAAUCGAAUAGUGAUAGUGAAAAGCCUUCUACUAAAGUUGUUAGUACAGCACCGCGAGUAGAUCCACGAAGGAAACCGAAAGACACUGUGGAAACCACAAAUCCAGAACCAAAAUCCAAUUCGUUAGAAUUACAAACUAUCCUACAAAAUUCUAAUUGGUACAAAGAUUUGAGUUCUACUCAGAAAAUUUUUGUAAACCAACACUUAGCACCUGUGACACAAAUGAUAAAGCAAUAUCAACAAGAAAAGUUACCUGGCCAAAAGUUCGACUUAUCUUCUAUACAGAAUAAUUCAGUUUUAGGUAGUAUUUUUACUAAUUUAGGAAUAUCUUUGGGAGAAAAUGGGGAAUUCGCUUAUUUGCCUAAGCCUAAGGAAGCUUUAUUAAAAACGCCUAUUAAUUUUAAUCAGAAUGCGAAUCCUUUCGCUAUGAACAAUAACAUGGGGGGCCCACCGGGACCGAUGGAAGGCAAUAUGAACAUGAUGAAUAUGCCGCCAAUGGGAAUGGGAGCUGGUAUGAACAAUAUGAAUCAUAUGCACGGCUUUAAUCAACCAAUGUCGGAUCCGAGAGGCGGUCCCACACCCGGUCUUUUGGGUAUCGCUCCAAAUAUACCUCAUAAUUUCAAUAACAAUAAAUUUGGAGCGCCUCAUAAUUUUGGGAAUAUGGGAUUCAACGGUCCGCCGGGAAACGACUACAAUUAUAUGGAAGGUGAUCAAAACUUUCAGCGGUUUCCUAACAGGGGUGGUGGUCAUCGAGGGCGAGGUAACGAUAGGUGGAAUCGAGGGUCUUCCGGCAGGGGUCACAGAGAACGGAAGAAUUUUAAUGAACGCGGAAAUUGGAAAAAUGAAAGGCAU
Molecule: messenger RNA, 3570 nt
Organism: Brenthis ino (lesser marbled fritillary)
Lineage: Eukaryota; Metazoa; Arthropoda; Insecta; Lepidoptera; Nymphalidae
Source: the annotation of a GenBank genome assembly